This is a messenger RNA of Paramecium octaurelia, 2117 nucleotides long. The record is from the annotation of a GenBank genome assembly. NCBI's taxonomy places the organism in Eukaryota, Ciliophora, Oligohymenophorea, Peniculida, Parameciidae.
AUGUCUAAGGAAUAAGAAUAGCAAACCAAAAUCAAAAGUUUAGAAGAGGACAUUCAAAAUAGACAUAGACAAAUAGUAUCACUUACUAAUAAAGUAGAAGAAUUGCAACGAUCCAUCUAAAACAAUUCAGAAGUAGACAUCGAAUCAUGAUUGCUUAGGUAGUGGAACUUGGAGAGAAGCUGAGAAUGCUUGAAUCUCAAAACCUCAAACUCAUAGAAAAGAAUCAAAGUGAUGUUGUGGAAUGGCGAUCGAAAGAAAGAGAUUUCAAUGUACAUCUAACUCCUAAUCAAGAAUCAAAUCCAAGCACUCCAACGCAAACUGAAUGAAGUCGAAGUUCAACUGACUGAGGCUAAGGAUCUCAAUUAACAACUCAUUGCUAAGUCUGGAGAAAACAGCAAUUCUGAAUCACAGUCUCAAUAAAUCACUUCACAUUAUGAACAUCUUCUCAGUGAAAAAGAUGCUUAACUCAAAGAAAGAGAAAACAAGAUCUCCCAUUUAGAAUAAAUGAUUCCCCAAUUACAGAAAGAUUUAGAAGAAAGAGAUUAAUCAAUCAAAUCACUUAAUGAACAAUUAGAAAAUCAAAAAUAGCAAUUAACACUGUUGACUCAAUAGAAUGGUCAUCUUAACACUCUUACUACUGAACUAAGUAAUUUAAAACUAUUCAAAGACAAUUUGCUGAAUGAUAACUAAACACUCAACUCUUAACUCUAAUAACUAAACACUACCAACGCUAACUUACUAAAUUCACUCAAACUUACAGAAGAUCAAAACACAGCCAAUUCUAAGCAGAUCUUGGAUCUUUAGAAUGAAUUGAAGGAUUCACAAAAAUAAUACAAAGAUGAAAUGACUAAAAUUAUGCAGAUCCUUGAAAAGAACAAAGAAAAAGUAUUUGUUUUGUUUAACUAUUCAUUAAGUCUGCUCAUGAGUAAGAACUAUUUAAAAACAGAUUGCUUGAAAAGGAUGACAUUUUGAAUGAAGCCAAAAAAUAAUUUGAAUAAACUACUAAAUAAUUUGAAAAGUAUUUACUCAUUGUAUUUAUAUCAAAGGGAAAAUGCUACUCUCACUACUUAACUAUCAUAAGCAAACAAGACUCUCAAAGAAUAGUCUAAGAAAAUCUCUGAUCUUGAAUUUAAAAUCAGAGAAUUAGAAUCCAAAUUACAAGAAAGCAAUAGACAAUACAUCAAAUCACUAGAGCAUUCUAAACAGUUAGACAUUGAAGUAACAGUAUACCUUACUAUCUAUAGCUCAAAAAAUCUAUUCAAGCAUCCUCAAAGUAUUAGGAAUAAUUAAUAUUCAAAGAUGAAGAAUUAUAAAAAUCUAAAUAGCUUUAAUUAAGAAUUCUUUAAGAUAAUUCUGACCUAAAGGCAAAAUUAGAGUCUUUUUUGUAAAUGAAUUCUAAAAGCAAAUCAAAUGAAUUAUAGAAUCUCAAAAAUCAAAUCCUAGAGAAAGAUUCAGAAAUCGAAUUACUAAAGUAGUAAUAGAAAUCCUUGGCAACCCAAUUAAAGACUAGUUAAGGCUAUGCAACUAGAUUCAAACAAAGAAAUAAGCAAUUAGAAAUGGAAAAUACAGAACUAUUGAAAUCUAAGAAUAAUUUAGAAACUCUUUUCUAAGAAAUCCUUGAUCAAACCAAAUAAAAAUCAAAUGUAAAGAAUUUAUCAGCUUUAUCAAAUAAUCCCACUAAGUAUUAAAUGAGUUUGCUCACAUAAAGAAAGAAUUAUAUGCAAGAAAACACUUCAACUCACUCCCAAGAAAACAGAUCAUCAAGUCAAAAAUCAAAUAACACUACCCCCAAUAAAGGGGCUAAAACAGGAGAUGUGUCCUUUAAAAGAGCCAUCCUAGUCAGUGGAACGAAAAAAAAUACUCAUUCAGUUUCUUAAGAAAAUAUUAAUUCUAAAUAAUAUAAUAAGGCACUCAAUGAAAUACAAGAACUUGAUGAAAGCUAAUAAUAAAAUAAACCGCAAUCUUCACAGGAGCAUUAAGAGUAGCAAGUAUUUCAAGACUAACAGCAAAGUGUAUAAUAACAACAGGAACACAAAGAAGAUCAAAUAUAUGAAGACUAAGAAAACAAUGAAGAAGUUGCAGAUUUCAUUGACGACGACUAUAAUGAUCUUAAUUGA